Molecule: messenger RNA, 1525 nt
Organism: Camelina sativa (false flax)
Lineage: Eukaryota; Viridiplantae; Streptophyta; Magnoliopsida; Brassicales; Brassicaceae
Product: protein PHLOEM UNLOADING MODULATOR
Biological process (GO): ceramide biosynthetic process
Cellular component (GO): plasma membrane; endoplasmic reticulum membrane; Golgi membrane
Molecular function (GO): ceramide cholinephosphotransferase activity; sphingomyelin synthase activity
Source: RefSeq, a predicted model, not a curated record
UUCCGUGUUUGUUGCAAAUUUCAGACAAAACCUUUCCUUUUUAUGUCUUUUGUCCGUCUUCGACCUCCAACCGCCAAAUCCGGCACGAUGCGGCUACCAUCCGCCACUCAGAUGACCGGAGGUGGACUUGGGAUCGCCGCUAUGUCAUACGUGGCAAUCGAUUACAUGCGUUACGUGUCACCGGUGUGGCAUUCUCGUCUCAUGCCAGUUCUUUGGUCGGUUCUUGCUCUUGCCGUCGUGACUCGUGUUCUGUUCUACAAGCACUGGUCUAAAGAGCUACGAGCAGCUAUUCCUUUCCUUGGUUCAAUCGUGUUCAUGCUCUGUGCUCUUCUCUUUGAAGCUCUUUGUGUUCGCUCUGUUACUGCUGUUCUUGGCUUAGAUUGGCACCGGGAUACGCCUCCACUUCCUGAUACAGGCCAAUGGUUCUUACUUGCAUUAAACGAGAGCCUUCCCGAGACAAUUGUGGAAAUCUUGAGAGCUCAUAUCAUUGGAUUGCAUCAUUUUCUUAUGUUGUUUGUAAUGUUGGGUUUCUCGGUAGUGUUCGACUCAGUGAAAGCUCCAGGUUUAGGAUUAGGUGCGAGAUUCAUGUUUACGAUGGGAGUGGGACGUCUUUUAAGAGCUAUAACUUUCGUAUCGACUAUCUUACCUUCAGCUCGACCUUGGUGUGCUUCAGCCCGGUUUAACAAUGUACCUUCUCAGCCUCAUCGUUGGGCUCAGAAAUAUUAUGUCCCUUAUGCUAAUGACCCCGCUGCUAUACGGAAGCUCCUCCAUGUGGAUGCAGCUUAUGCUGACCCAGGGAGAUACAUUGGUGACUAUAAAGCUGAUUGGGGUUCAAUGAGCUUCCUCAGUGAGUUCUUGAGACCUAGUUACUCUGAAGGGCCUUCUUGGUUUGCUCUACUAAAGAAAGCUGGAGGUGGUUGCAAUGACCUCUUGUAUAGUGGUCACAUGCUUGUAGCUGUCUUAACCGCUAUGGCUUGGACGGAGGCUUAUGGAGGUUUCUCUUCGGCAAUGAUAUGGUUGUUCGUGGCUCACAGCGCGCAGAGGGAAAUACGAGAGCGUCACCAUUACACGGUAGAUUGCAUCGUGGCGAUUUAUGUCGGUAUCCUUCUCUGGAAAAUGACGGGUUUCAUCUGGUCAGAAAAAAAGAAAACGAAGCAGACACAACUAGAGAAGAUUCAGAACAGGCUAAUCCAUGCAGCAAAGGAUUCGGACAUGGAAGCUGUAAGGAGACUUGUUGAGGAGAUGGAGGUUAGCUGCGGGGAAAAGAAGCAGAGUAAAGCCGUCUCGAACCGGACAAUGACUGUGUUUGCGUGUGCGACAGUGAUCACAACACUUACUAUAGUGAUUCUGGCGUUGACUUUGACAAGCGACGGCUAAAAGAGAGUUGGACUAAGGAUAGUUGUAUUUCCACGUUUUUCUACAAUCUUGUUUAUUGUUUGCACUUUGCAAGUGUGAUUAAAUUUUUUUGUGCUACUACUUUCUUGGCAUUUUGGUUUUUGAUGAUCAGAGACUUCAGUAGUUAAAA